Molecule: messenger RNA, 2415 nt
Organism: Echinostoma caproni
Lineage: Eukaryota; Metazoa; Platyhelminthes; Trematoda; Plagiorchiida; Echinostomatidae
Source: the annotation of a GenBank genome assembly
AUGAUCUUAGAUCCAUUUUUGGCCCCACUUGCUCGACCCGAAUCUGUCAAUACAUGCGGCGAAGAAAGUUCCGUAGCUCAUGAUGGAGAUCAGCGUGAAAUGGAGUCUGGCCUGGUAUCAUUCAAUAUCCCAGUCACUACGAUAGAACCGAGCUUGGAUCGUUCGUGCACACAUCGGUCCAGUCAGCUGACCGCACGCACAUUAUCCGGUGCCGAGUUAAAGCAAUUAAAUCUAUGGAAGCGACACAUGAACUCACGCACUGGUCAUCCAAUCGGACCCCAGACUGACGUGAUGGAACCGAAUGAGACGCCGGUUUUUCUUGACAAAGAAUCCGUGGAGGUUGAAAGUCAUCGAUACUUUGAACUACCUGGCACUCGACGACGUCGUCGUCUCCUCUGGGCAGGAUUCCGCGCCUCCCAACGACGCUGGGAAUCCCUGGAACAAGCAGCUGCCAUAGCUCAAAGAAAUGCUCGCCUGCGACAGUGUGUCACAGCCAGUGGUCAUUUGGACUCAUUGGAUUCGAAUACCACUGGUAAACCGUACCGGAAAUUAGCAAACACGUCAUCGCCAAAUAUGCCCCCUGGUGUUCCACACAUUGGAAAAGAUUUUCGACCUCGUCAUGGCUCCGUUUCUUUACCGGAAUUAAUCGAUUCAGUGAAUGCACGUCAUCUGGAAGCUACAGUGUGUGCCCCGAACGAGAAUGUGCUUGAGUCACCGCUGGCGGCUCGGCAUCUGAUACGAUCUGACGGAUCAAUGUUAGACCAUGUGCCGCCGGUGUUUGCCGAAUUAGACAUCCUCAAUUGUAAACCACUCAUCGAGCCCGGGUCUCUGGCGACUGAGGAUUGUGCAGCCGUAGUUGAUCCAUAUUCGCGCAAAACAUCCAGCUUAUCGAUGACACCGAUUCCACCACCAUCGCUCCAUGUGACAGAAUCAGCCCGGCAGGCUGUAAAUAUGACCUCUGGUGGUUUGGAUCGAAUGAAAUGGUCGUGGUUGGAGACUGCACGUUGGGUCCGUUAUGAGCAGGAUUUCGAUCCGAUCACUGGGGCAUUCGGUCAAGCACACAGUCCGCCGUUAACGUUUCAAGCCGUGGUCGAAUGUCGUCGUUAUCUGGAACAAGGGGCCAUUGUACUUCAAGCGGAUCAACGAAGUGAUUCACUCAACACGCGCCAACGUUUGUGUCAUGAUCCAAUCUGUCUGUUUACUGAAGUCGAUACGGCUAUUCACGCACUGGUCACCGACUGUGGAGCGACUAUAAGCGAAAUAGCCCUGAUUCGUCGUGUCCUAUCACUGCGUCAUCAGCAUACCGUCAGCAGCACUUUACGUUUUGCGAAACACCACUCGGUAUUUCAACAAUGCACCGAACCACCUCCGGGCAACCAGAGUCACGAGGAGCGCCACUCGGUUUCCGGUCAAACCGACCAGUCUACUCAUCAAACCACUGUAUGGCCCACAUUCUUCACCCGGUCACGUCAAAAAUCCGAUUUCCGGCACGCGAGCACCUUUCUCAAUUUAAACGACACAACCCAACCGCAGCAGCAGCAGAAUCACAAGCGAACCACGUCCGAUAACCGAUUGUGUGAUGUUGAACACGGUUUCCAAAACGUCGCUCGGAAUCCGUCAUUUGUGUCCCCAACGUUGGGCGGUACCCUGGCCAGACGUGCUGUGUCCGUGAUACGCCGGGCGUUUACUCCAACUUUGCCACCUGCGGAUGCGUCAUCACCUGGGCACAAUGCGAUGGAUCCUGAACCAGGCUUGUGGAUGAGCACGGGUACUGCACAUCCGGAUACAAAUCGACCAGUUAGGAUUUCGGAACCGGCUAGAGUUGUUUUACCGAAAACUCCGCCCGACGCCCUGUUGAAGCCAACAAGUGAUCUUGCCGGUCGGCUAAAACCAACCACAGAGAUUGUGUCAGUACAAGUUGGAGUACUGCCCGGUCUUCGACGACCCAUGCUGGCAUUCAUUCGAUUCCAACGAGCUUUAUUCGCCCCUGGCUUCACAGAGCUUCGCGAUGCGCAUCCCAUUCGGUUUCUAAUCUUGUUCUUGGGUCCUGAACGUCGUCAUUUGGACUACAACGAAGUUGGGCGUGUCAUUGCUACCAUGAUGAUCGAUAGAGUAUUUCGUCGCACCGCGUAUACCGCUGUUUGUCGUGAGGAUUUGCUCGAUGGACUGCGUACCUUUCUCGAUACGACCAUAGUCUUGCCUAUGCUCAGUGAAAUCACGCCAAAAAGUCUUCUGGCUAUGCACGAUCAACUCCGCCUGUUUCGACGCCAUCGAUUAGCUCAGCUACGCUCACCUAGAACGGGCGGGAUCGUGGCACCCGUUUCGAAUAAACCGAGGCGAUUACAUGUGCGAGGUGACUCGAAACCAACAGAACGAGGUAUGUUUCGCUGCAUCCCCAUCCUUGGUGAAUCCUAA